Molecule: messenger RNA, 360 nt
Organism: Linum trigynum
Lineage: Eukaryota; Viridiplantae; Streptophyta; Magnoliopsida; Malpighiales; Linaceae
Source: the annotation of a GenBank genome assembly
AUGGAGUACCAGGUGGAGUCGUACAGAGGAAGGUAUGUGGUGGAUCUGAGGAACCGAACAUGCGCGUGUGGUAGGUGGCAGUUAAGUGGCAUCCAUUGCCAACAUGCAAUUGCCUGCAUGAAGAUGAACAAGGAGGAGUCAGAACUGUACAUGGCUGAUUGCUAUCGUGUCGAGGCUUGCAAGAGGUCAUACUCUUUUCCAAUCAGCCCUCUCAAUGAUUCCAACCAGUGGAUUCAUGAGGAUUUUCUUAAACUUCAGUCACCGAAAUUUCCAGAGAAGAAAAGGGGUUCUAGACAAACAAAGAGACGCAAAGAAGCAUGGGAAUUGGAGAAAACAAAGAAAGACAAGCAAGGAAGAUAG